Molecule: messenger RNA, 2394 nt
Organism: Anguilla anguilla (European eel)
Lineage: Eukaryota; Metazoa; Chordata; Actinopteri; Anguilliformes; Anguillidae
Gene: atad3
Product: ATPase family AAA domain containing 3
Exons: 16
Coding region: 152-2299 (715 amino acids)
Biological process (GO): mitochondrion organization
Cellular component (GO): mitochondrion
Molecular function (GO): ATP hydrolysis activity; zinc ion binding; ATP binding
Source: RefSeq, a predicted model, not a curated record
AGGGUAAAGGUUGCACAGGCGCAGAUGGUCGCAACGUGACACGAGUGUGGCGGUAGCGGUGUGUGCAAGAAAUCCCCUGUCAUAGUCAGGUUGUAGCCAAGGAUCAGUCGCCCGCGCCGAACCAGGCUGACAUCGUUUAAACUGCCAAAAUAUGUCCUGGCUGUUCGGCUUGAAUAAGGGGCAGUCCGAUGCGCCCCCGGGUCUUCCAGUACCACCACCACCCCCUCCGCCGGCCGGGGGUUCGGGGGAAAGUGGCGGAGAUAAACCCAAGGACAAAUGGAGUAACUUCGAUCCGACCGGGCUAGAGCGAGCGGCCCAAGCGGCCAAGGAGCUGGAUAAAUCCCGUCAUGCAAAGGAGGCGCUGGAACUGGCGCGCAUGCAGGAGCAGUCUGUGCAAAUGGAACAUCAGAGUAAAAUCAAGGAGUAUGAGGCUGCUUUGGAGCAGCUGAAAGGUGACCAAAUUCGCAUCCAGGGUGAGGAGCGGAGGAAAACGGUCGUGGAGGAGACCAAGCAGCAUCAAUCGAGGGCGAAGUACCAGGACCAGCUGGCCAGACAGAGGUACGAGGAUCAGCUAAGACAGCAGCAAGCCCUAAACGAGGAGAAUCUGCGCAAACAGGAGGAAUCCGUUUUGAAGCAGGAGGCCAUGAGGAAAGCGACCAUCGAGCACGAGAUGGAGCUGCGGCACAAGAACGAGCUGCUGCGCGUGGAGGCGGAGGCCAAGGCCCGCGCGCGCACCGAGCGGGAGAACGCCGACAUCAUCCGCGAGCAGAUCCGCCUCAAAGCGGCCGAGCACCGGCAGACGGUCCUGGAGACGAUCCGGACCGCGGGUGCAGUGUUCGGGGAGGGGUUUCGGGCCUUCGUGUCGGACUGGGACAAAGUCACAGCGACGGUUGCUGGGCUGACCCUGCUGGCUGUGGGCGUGUACUCCGCGCGGAACGCCACGGCCGUGGCAGGGCGCUAUAUCGAGGCUCGGCUGGGAAAGCCGUCGCUGGUCAGGGAGACGUCCAGGAUCACCGUGGCUGAGGCCAUCAAGCACCCAGUCAAGAUGACGAAGCGUUUGACCAGCAAGCCUCAGGAUGCCCUGGAGGGCGUGGUGCUCAGUCCGUCAUUGGAAGAGCGAGUGCGUGACAUCGCCAUAGCAACCCGGAACACCCGUCAGAACCGCGGGCUGUACCGGAACAUCCUCAUGUACGGCCCGCCUGGAACUGGCAAGACGCUCUUUGCCAAGAAGCUGGCGGUGCAUUCUGGGAUGGAUUACGCGAUCAUGACGGGUGGAGACGUAGCGCCCAUGGGACGUGACGGUGUGACUGCCAUGCACAAGGUCUUCGACUGGGCCAACACCAGUCGCCGCGGCCUGCUGCUCUUCGUAGACGAAGCCGACGCAUUCCUUCGCAAGAGAGCCACUGAGAGGAUCAGUGAAGACCUCAGAGCCACCUUAAAUGCAUUCCUCUAUCGCACAGGCGAGCAGAGCAACAAGUUCAUGCUGGUGCUGGCCAGUAAUCAGCCGGAGCAGUUUGAUUGGGCGAUAAACGACCGGAUCGACGAGAUCGUGAACUUCGCGCUGCCCGGGCCGGAGGAGCGGGAGCGGCUGGUGCGGCUGUACUUCGACAGAUACGUCCUGCAGCCGGCCACCGGGGGGCGACAGCGGAUGAAGCUGGCGCAGUUUGACUACGGGCAGAAGUGCUCUGAGAUCGCCCACCGCGCAGAGGGCAUGUCGGGAAGAGAGAUCUCCAAACUGGGUGUGGCCUGGCAGGCCGCGGCAUACUCUUCGGAGGACGGCGUUCUGACCGAGGCCAUGAUUGACGCGCGGGUGGAAGACGCCGUCCGCCAGCACCUCCAGAAGAUGGACUGGCUGCAGAGGGAGACGCCCGGCACGGCAGGAGGGCAGGAGGGCGGGCCGGACGGCGUGGGGAAAAUGGGCUUCAACCUGCCCCUGGAGGACGUCCCGCGGGCCCUGGGGGCCGACGUGCCGCCCCUGACGGGGGCAGAAAGCGGGGGCGGUGCGGGGCUCCCCUCGCCCCAGGAGGGGGUCCCGCUGGCCCAGGAGGUGAUCGAACUGGCCCAGGACACUCAGGAGAGCGCCGCCCUGGCUGCGGAGGGGAGCGCUGCGCCAACGACCCCGGGGGUGCCCCAGGACAGCACGCCCCCGCCUGCUGAGGACGGGGCAGAACUUGGGGGCAGGAAGGAGGAUGAACAGAGCAAAGAGGGGGCAGGGGCCACGCCUCCACAGGAGGGGGGGGCAGAUACUGGGAGUAAAACGACGGCAGAGGUCCCACCCAAAGACGGGACCCCUGUCUGAGACACAGUAGGGCUUACAGUGGGGAGCGGGGGCGGUGUCAAAGUUAUGCUGGAGCGGCCCGUUAUGGGGAGUCUGUACAGACUGAGGCGGGGGUG